AUCCAAAGGGUUUAUCUUUUUGACACUUUUGAGCUACAAAAGGUUGUGCCAAACCCCCUUCUUUUCUGCAAAUUGAGUGCACUUUCCUUGGUCAUCUUUCCACAAGAAUCAUGGGUUCCUCUUCUUUCUAUCUCUGGCUCCUCCUCGUCUUCUCUGCUAUUUCUUCCAAUGUUUUGACGGUGUACGCAUUCAAGGGAACAUACGGAGUAAACUAUGGUAAGAUAGCGGACAAUUUACCUUCACCAAGCAGCGUGGUGACGCUGCUGAAAGCAGCCAAGAUAAAGAACACCAGAAUCUACGACGCUGAUCAUGAGGUCCUCAAGGCCUUCAAGGGCUCUGGUAUUGAAAUCAUAAUCGGACUUGGCAAUGAGUUUCUGAAAGAAAUGAGUGUGGGGGAGGAUCGUGCCAUGGAUUGGAUAAAGGAAAAUGUGCAGCCAUUCCUCCCUGGAACAAAGAUAGUUGGAAUCGCAGUGGGAAAUGAGAUCUUGGGGGGCGGUGACCAUGAAUUAUGGGAGGUUUUACUGCCCUCGGUUAAAAAUGUUUACGGUGCGCUUGGAAGGCUGGGUUUGACGAAGGUUGUCGAGGUUUCAAGCCCGCACUCAGAGGCUGUCUUUACCAAUUCCUUCCCGCCAUCGGCAUGCGUUUUCAAGGAUGAUGUUCUUGUAUACAUGAAACCAUUGCUGCAGUUCUUCUCAAAGAUUGGUUCUCCUUUCUACAUCAAUGCCUACCCUUUUCUAGCCUACAAGAGUGAUCCUGAGCAUAUUGACAUUAACUAUGCUCUUUUCAAAUCGAAUCAGGGAAUUCUUGAUUCAAAGACUAAUCUGCAUUAUGAUAACAUGUUUGAGGCUCAGGUUGAUGCAGCUUAUGCUGCAUUAGAAAAGGCUGGGUUUCCCAAGAUGGAAGUCAUCGUUUCCGAAACAGGUUGGGCUUCUCGAGGGGAUGCAGAUGAAGCAGGUGCCUCUUUAGAAAAUGCGAGGACUUACAAUCGUAAUCUGCGUAAACGGCUAAUGAAAAAGAAGGGAACCCCAUACAGACCAAAGUUCGUGGCAAAAGCUUAUAUUUUUGCCUUGUUCAAUGAAAACUUGAAGCCUGGGCCAACUUCUGAGAGGAACUUUGGAUUGUUUAAACCUGAUGGAAGCAUUGCAUACGAUAUCGGUUUCACUGGGCUUAAAGAUUCCUCAGCUUCAUCUCUUCUCCCUUUCAAGGUUAUUGGAGGGUCAUCCUGCACAUUGCUUCUUACUACUUGUAUCACACUUCUGCUACUAAUUUCAGCUUCUUGAAAAGGGGAACGGCUUAGAGCUUCUGAAGGGAUAUGAUUGAUUCCAGGCUCUAGAAUUUACUGAUGUACUAAGCUGUAACAUAUCCAUGUACACUUGAUUCAUUUUCUAUCGUUUCAUGAUAAGCUGACAGCAAUUCUUGAAUCAA
Populus nigra (black poplar) is the source of this 1425-nucleotide messenger RNA. RefSeq names its product glucan endo-1,3-beta-glucosidase 14. Lineage: Eukaryota; Viridiplantae; Streptophyta; Magnoliopsida; Malpighiales; Salicaceae. The coding region runs from base 111 to 1280 and encodes 389 amino acids. Gene Ontology annotation, molecular function: hydrolase activity, hydrolyzing O-glycosyl compounds. Gene Ontology annotation, biological process: carbohydrate metabolic process. The record is from RefSeq and is a predicted model, not a curated record. The transcript is spliced from 3 exons. Gene Ontology annotation, cellular component: plasma membrane.